AUGAGGAACCCGAGGAUCAGUAUUCCCCUUAUAUAUCACCUGGAACCUACCACACAUGCUUUCCGAUGUACUUGUGGUCAACUAGGAAAUAAACCAAUCCCCACGAGCCAAUUUUGUUCCCAGACCUCCUCUGCAAGAGGAGGAUUACUAACUUUCUGCCAUAGUUUGAGGUUGGCGAGUCUUCACAGGAACCAUUCAGAUUCAGGCUCUACUUCACUAGGACACCGAGUGGAAAAACUUGAGGAAGAGAAGAAGGAGGAUGUUGUGGCUAUCCAGACCUUUCAUCAUCAUGUAGGUGCUAACCACACUGAGGAGAACGCCAUGAGUGCUCACAGUAGAGUACUAUCCUACAACACACAGAUCACCAAGAGUCGACUAGCUGCAACAGAGAACCAGGUGAUGGUUGCCACUUAG
Messenger RNA from Lactuca saligna, 414 nucleotides. The record is from the annotation of a GenBank genome assembly. NCBI's taxonomy places the organism in Eukaryota, Viridiplantae, Streptophyta, Magnoliopsida, Asterales, Asteraceae.